GAGCCAUACACCUUGUCCUUAACACCUACACCAUAGAUAAAACAUACUCCCUUAGCCUACACCGACACCUACCAAUAUGGAAUCUGAAAACACAGAUAGGGAGGAACAAGUUAGUGAAAUUGCAGUUGAUCUGAAUACCCUAACAAUAAGCGAGGAAGAAAAGGAACCGGUUCUCACAGAGGACAGUUUAGUGGAGGAGCCACAAGAAGAUGACUACACCAACAGUUCAGAGUGGAAAGAAAAGAAGAAGCACAUUUUUAUACUGAGUAGUGCCGGAAAGCCAGUAUAUUCAAGAUACGGCAACGAGGAUCGGCUGGUGACAUUGUUCGGAGUGAUGCAGGCGUUGGUGUCAUUUAUACAAGACAGCAAUGAUAGCAUCCAAUCCAUACACGCAGGAAACUGUGUCAUAGUUUUUCUGAUCAAAGGACCGAUCAUGCUUGUGUCGGUCUCGCAACUCUUCGAGUCCGUCGAUCACUUGUCCUUACAGCUUAGAUAUGUGUACAAUCAAAUUGUCAGUAUUUUGACUUUAAAACAGCUGACCAAGAUAUUUGAAGAGCGGCGCAACUUUGACUUGCGCCGGUUGUUGACCGGAUCCGAGCGUCUGAUUGAUCAUCUGCUGCACUUCACUGAGACAGAGCCUGUUUAUCUGUUGGGGGCGGUAAGAUGUCUUCCCCUCCCGCCCAACUGUCGAGAGGCUAUCGGCCAAACAAUCGUCUCGGUCUGCGCCAAGAUCAAGAAUCUGGUGUUUGCCAUCCUAAUAGCUGACAAUCAGCUGGUAACCAUGGUGAGGAUGAAGAAGUAUAGCUUGCAAGCUUCUGAUCUUCAUCUUGUCCUCAAUCUCGUCUCCGCAUCGGAAUCGUUCAAGACUGCCGAGAGUUGGACUCCCAUCUGUUUACCUAAUUUUGAUUCCAGCGGGUUCUUGCACGCUCAUGUCUCUUAUUUGUCAGAAGACUGUCAGGCAUGUCUUCUUCUUCUCACUGUAGACCAUGACCUCUUCUUCAUCUUGUCCGAGGCAAAACAAAGAAUAGUAGAACGGCUGCGUCGUAACAACAGUCUGGAAGCCAUCAACAGUUCUUUGGCAGAAAGGAACACAUCCGUCUCGGAGCUGGGAGUACCUGGGCUCCGACACUGUCUGUAUAAAUGUAAAGCAAGCCAGCAGAUGUGGUCCCCGACAUUGGAGGCCCCGUACCAUACGGAGGACCAGGCGGGGCGACUUUGGAGCUUGUACCAACAACUGCACAGUAUCUUACACCGGCGGGGACAAACACUGAAACUGGUCUAUCAGUUGUUGGACAACGAGACCAUGCUCGGCUGGAUGACUGUUGGAUUUGAGCUGUAUGUCGUGUUGGAACCUCUCAUGACCAAGAGGAAUACAAUAAAUGCUGUAAACAAGAUACUUCAUUGGAUCCAUAAAAAAGAAAAUAAAUUAUUCAUUACUACAACACCAACUUUCUAAAUAUAUUCAUACAGCUUCUUGGCUUUUUGAGUACAGUAGAACCUCUUUAAUCCGAACUAAUUGGGACCGGGGGUAGUUCGGAUUGUUGAAUAGUUCGUAUUACAGAACAUAUUGUUUUUUUACAUAAGAAUAGCCUAAAUGGCUCUUAAUUGUUACAGGAAGAGUGAAAAAAUGCUUUAUAAAGUUUAAUACAGUGUUUAUUUAAUACAAUAGUAAAUUAACAGUACGUUGAAUUACAAUAGAAACAGUUGUAAACGGUGCGUACGUAUACAAUAAAUAACUACUGUACUGUGUAUAGAGUACAGUUCAAUGAGGCGUUCGGAUUAGUGGACGUUCGGAUUACGGGGGUUCGGAUUAAAGAGGUUCUACUGUAUUUUCUUUACUUUUUGUUUUAUGUGUUGUGUAUUAAAAAUCUGUUUUAAUAUCAGCUAAAACUUCCUAAAGCUGUGAAAACGUUAGUAUUUAGAAACUAUGAAGAGUUUUAAUCAAAAUCUUUGGCUAAGCUGAUGAUUUGUGCGGUCCUAUAUAAACAAACAUAUUUUUCAUUUGUGAAGGUUUUAAUAAUUAUAUCAAAGUUAUAUCCUGUAGGCUAUAUUCUAUUAUUCUGUACAUUCACUGUUUGUAUAUAUAUCGUGUAAUUAAUUAUAAAAUACAUAAAUUUAUAUCCUGUAUAUUCUAUUAUUCUGUACAUUCACUGUUUCUAUAUAUCGUGUAAUUAAUUAUACAAUACAUUAUUCAUCUUUUAUUUUGCUUUUUGACAGUGUUUUUUAAGUAACCCUUGGAAUUAGAGAUAUAAAGAGACCCAAACGGUACUGAGUGUUUCUUAUUGUAUAUUUCAAAUUGGUGUACAAAACUAGUUAUAGGUACUUGCUAUUUUUGAAAUUUAAAUAAAAUUUUUUAAACAA
This is a messenger RNA of Macrosteles quadrilineatus (aster leafhopper), 2361 nucleotides long. It is a transcript of the gene Mon1, whose product is annotated as protein SAND. Lineage: Eukaryota; Metazoa; Arthropoda; Insecta; Hemiptera; Cicadellidae. The transcript has 9 exons. Gene Ontology annotation, biological process: endosome to lysosome transport via multivesicular body sorting pathway; protein targeting to vacuole. The coding region runs from base 77 to 1456 and encodes 459 amino acids. The record is from RefSeq and is a predicted model, not a curated record.